Salvia hispanica is the source of this 3430-nucleotide messenger RNA. RefSeq names its product putative late blight resistance protein homolog R1A-3. Gene Ontology annotation, biological process: defense response to other organism. Gene Ontology annotation, molecular function: ADP binding. NCBI's taxonomy places the organism in Eukaryota, Viridiplantae, Streptophyta, Magnoliopsida, Lamiales, Lamiaceae. The record is from RefSeq and is a predicted model, not a curated record.
AAAUAGUUAUCUUAUCACCAAAAAAAAUUUUCAUAUCAAUGGCGGCUUAUGCAGCUCUGGUUUCUCUUAUGCAGAUUUUGGAUCAGAUCGAGCAUCAUCCUUCGCCUCCGAUUUCUAUGGACAAGAAACAAGUUGAAUCUCUCACUGAAAUUGUUAUGUUUUUGCAGGAAUUUCUCGAAGGUUACAAGUCUCCUUAUGCUGAUGGCGAUGAAGCAGAUCCGUUGGAGAUGCGCAUUGCUGAUGCGGUUUAUGCGGCUGAAGAUGUCAUCGAAUCUCACAUUGUGGAUCGAAUUCGUCCACCUGUCUUAGUCUUGUACGAGGCUUUGAGGGACGUGAUAGAAGACAUGGAUUCGGUCGUUGCAGGCAAUGAAGGUAUGCUGCUGAGACAAGUCUCACAUAUCUGGAUAUCUGAAGAAGACUUGUAUGAGAUUAUGCAGAAUAUGAGACGAGGCAUUCAACUGAUAGAAAAAAGGGUGAAAAAACACAUGGAUCUGAUCUUCACUCUCAAAUAUCAUCUGCAGAGACAAGUCUCAGAUUCUGCAGACUUGUAUAAGAUUGUGAUGAAAGUGAUACAACACAUGGAUUUCAUCAAGAAUGAAGUGAUGGAGAUUUUUGCAUUCAAAGAUCAACUGCAGAGACAAGUCUUGGCAUAUGCUGAUGAAAAAACGUAUGAAGUUUAUCACAAGACUGCCGUGGUGGAUUUCAUAGAAGACGUGGAUUUGCUUAAGAAUGAAGUGAUGGAGAUUUUUGCAUUCAAAGAUCAGUUGCCGAAACAAGUCUUGCCAUCUGCUAAUUCCUCCAUAUAUGCAAACAUGGAUUUGGAUUUGAUCAAGAAACACAUGAUGGAGAUCAUUGCAAUCAAAGAUCAGCUAGAGAUACAAGUCUCAGCCUCUUCUGAUUCCUCAACAUAUGCAAACUUUCAUGAGAGUUUGCAGAAGGUGAUACAAGGCAUGGAUUUAAUCAAGAAAGAUGUGAUGAAGGUCGUUGCACUCAAAGAUCAUACGCAAGUCUAUGGAGGUUCCUCAACAUCUUCUUUCUCUAGGCUGAACAACACAACCAUGGUGGGGUUUGAUGAUGUCAUGAUUCAACUCAUGGAGAAGCUCGUUUAUGGAGAACAGAGUCGCCAAGUCAUCCCAAUUGUUGGGAUGGGAGGAAUUGGUAAGACCACUCUUGCCGAAUAUGUUUAUGCACAUCCAUCUAUAGGUGACCAUUUUGAUAUCUGUGCUUGGGUUACCAUUUCUCAACAAUUUAGCUUAAAAGAACUUCUUGGUGAAAUUCUUUCUCAAGCUAAUAAACAAAGGUUGAGUGAAAUGAGAGAAGAUGAAAUAGGACUAUCACUCCACAAAUGUUUAUCACAUAGAAGGUAUCUAAUAGUGUUGGAUGAUAUGUGGAGUAUUGAGGCAUGGGAAAAGAUGCAACUCUAUUUUCCUGACAAUGGUAAUGGUAGUCGGAUAAUGGUGACAACUAGGCUAUCAAAUUUGGGUUCCCAAUUGAAUAACAAUUAUAGCCUUGAAAUGGAAUUUAUGAAUGAAGAAAGUAGUUGGAACAUGUUCAGCAAAAUUGUGUUUGAGGGGGAAAGUUGUCCUUUAGAAUUGGAGAAAAUUGGAAAGAAGAUUGUGGAGAAUUGCAGAGGACUUCCAUUAUCAAUUGUUGUGGUGGGAGGUCUUUUGGAAAAACUGAAACCAACAAAAAAAUAUUGGGAAUCGAUUAGGAGAAGCGUAAAUUCACUAGUGAAUUCAGAGGAUGGUAUGCAUUGCUUGAAAAUACUGAAGUUGAGCUACAACCAUUUGCCAGUUUAUCUUAAGCCGUGCUUUCUAUAUCUCGGAAUGUUUGAGGAGGAUAGUAAGAUUCGAGUCUCAACACUCAUCAAGCUAUGGGUUUCUGAAGGAUUUGUGAAACCAGUAAAUGGCAAAAGUUUGGAAACAAUAGUUAAAGAGUACUUAGAUGAACUGGUUGCUAGAAAUCUAAUUCUUGUUCACGAGUUCGGGAGAACUGGAAGCAUGAAGUACUUGAAAAUCCAUGAUUUGUUGAGAGACCUUUGCUUGAGAGAAGCUGUAAAGGAGAGGUUUUAUCAUGUGGUCGGGCAACAUAAUCCUCUAGGCACAUCUAUCCAACGCCGUGUAGUUAUUCCGAGAAACACUUCAAAGAAGGAAGUCCUUGAUGCCAUGAGUUCUACACCACAUGUGCGUUCCUAUAUAAGUGAAUAUGAAAGAGUUCAAUUGUUGCCCAAUUUAAGAUUGUUGAGGACAUUGCGAGCAUACGACCAAUUUUCUCAUACAAAAGAACAUUCGUAUUCCCUGAGAGAAUUGUUCAAGUUGGUUAAUUUGAGGUAUCUUGCUGUUUUUCAUAAAGACGGUUCCCAACUUCCUUCUUCAAUCAAUCUCCUCUGGAGUCUUCAGACAUUAAUUCUUCAUUCACUAUCAAUCAAGAAUGCACUGGUUGAAAUUUGGAACAUGUCUCAACUUAGGCAUGUCGAUUUCUAUGUUGAUGAGUGGCUCAACGAUGGAGGAUUGCAUCUCCCAGAUCCUCCGAGUGACAAGAUUGUGAUCAUGGAGAAUCUACAAACCCUCAUAGGAGUAAGUAAUUUCAAGUGUGAUGAGAUGAUGGUUCGUAGCAUUCCCAAUAUAAAAAAAUUGGGACUAUCUUUCCCCAUACCUGAGGGAAUUGAGUCUGGUGAUGACUAUUGUCUCCACAACAUCGAACGUCUGCCAAAGCUUGAAUCUCUCAGCUGCAAAGGCGAAGGUAGGAGUGGUUUGUUGCAAAAGCUUACCUUUCCAGACUCUCUUAAGAGUCUGACUCUUGGGACGUAUAUAAAUAGAAUUGAAGACAUAUUGAAAAAGGCAAGUGCAUUACCCCUUCUUCAAAAGCUCAAGUUGAGGGGUGGAGAUUUCACAGCAGGCAAAUGGGAAACAGUGGAAGGCCAGUUCCCCAGUCUCAAAUAUUUGGAACUUAGCUUGUGCAGUGGCUUGAAAUGGUGGAUGACGGAGAGCUCUCACUUCCCAUGCCUCGAGCACAUUAGUCUUUCCUGGGUAUCUUUGAAGGAGUUCCCUGCAGAACUUGGUGAAAUUCCGACACUGAAAUCCGUGAGAAUGUGUCGUUGCAGUGGAGAAUCAGUGAUAAGUGCGAAGAGAAUGGUCGAGGAACAAGAGGAAUUACAAGGAGAAGAAGAAUUAUCUUUUAAAGUUUCCGUUAUCCUCAGCAGUACGACAACGUCGAGUUUCUGAAGACCUUAGCAAAUCGCAACUUUAAAUUGGAAUAGAGUGACUCGUGAGAUCCUUUGAUCUGUUUUUGCAUCAUAUACAAUAUGAAUUUUGUCUCGGGUCACGUUACCUUGGAUGAUAGGAGUAUAUCUGAGCAAUUCUUGUAGAUAACCACAACUUGUUUACAUGAAAUGUUUCCACCUUUUCUCCUUAAGUUUUCUGCGGCUUAA